AUGCACGGAAAUGUGGCUGGUUUGCUGUAUGCUAUUUAUUACCCCGUCCUAGCAGCUGUUGGAGUUCCAGGUAAUUUGGUGACGAUCGUUAUCCUGUCGCGCGGAAGGUGCGGUCUCUCUCGGUGUAUCACUCGGUACCUGGUUGGCAUGGCGGUGACGGAUCUUCUGGUUCUCAUCACGGCGGUGAUAUUACACAGGAUCAGUAUGUUAUAUUUCCCCGUUCUGUUUCUCCAAGCCACGCCAGUCUGUAGAUUUCGAAUUGCUCUAAUAUUUGCAACCAGAGACAGUUCCGUCUGGUUAACUGUCGCCUUCACAUUUGAUCGGUUUGUAGCAAUUUGCUGGCAAAAGCUGAAAACUAAGUAUUGCACUGAGUCAACGGCUGCUAUUGUUAUAGGAGUGUUUUGCGCCCUGUCUUUUGUGAAGAACAUCCCUAUGUACUUUGCAACUGAACCUUUGUACAUAAUCGAUAAUGUCCCAUGGUUUUGCAAUUUCAGGUCAAUCUUUUAUUCCAGUGUUUUAUGGACAGCAUUUAACUGGAUUGACCACAUUUUAAAUCCGUGUGCGCCUUUCGUCCUGAUGUUGCUGCUCAACGCACUCACGGUUAGGCACAUUCUAGCAGCGAGCAGAGCCCGCAAGAGACUCCGGGGUCACAGUAAUGGAGAGAAACAGAAAGACUCGGAAAUGGAGAGUCGAAGGAAGUCUAUUGUUUUACUCUUCACUAUCUCGGGAAGUUUCAUCGUGUUAUGGGCGACUCGUGUUGUAAAUUUUUUAUUUGUUCGGUUUACAAACAGCAAUUAUUCGACCGGUUCAAGCCCUAGCAAUCCGAGAUUCAUUCUCCAGGAAACCGGAGUCAUGUUGCAGCUCCUAAGCUGCUGCACCAACACAUGCAUUUAUGCAGGCACUCAAAGAAAGUUCAGAGAUGAAUUUAAAAAUGGGUUUAAGUAUUUCCUCAAUCUAAUAAUUGGAAAAUAUAGCAAUUAA
Molecule: messenger RNA, 981 nt
Organism: Mobula hypostoma (lesser devil ray)
Lineage: Eukaryota; Metazoa; Chordata; Chondrichthyes; Myliobatiformes; Myliobatidae
Product: probable G-protein coupled receptor 139
Exons: 2
Coding region: 1-981 (326 amino acids)
Biological process (GO): phospholipase C-activating G protein-coupled receptor signaling pathway
Cellular component (GO): plasma membrane
Molecular function (GO): G protein-coupled receptor activity
Source: RefSeq, a predicted model, not a curated record